ACCCUGGGGCCAGACCCGGAACCCGCUCCCUUGGUUCUGCUCGGAGUAGCCCCUCACCAUCCCCCCAGCGUGUGGUGUGGCCAGAGGCUUCCUGUGCAGUGGCUAUCACCCCUCUGACCCUUGACCUGGAACCUGCUAGCAGGGAAUGCUGGUCUCGGGUGACAAGCUGCCACCCUCUCUGAAUUGGUGGUGGAAAUGAAGACUCAGCAGGUCUGGAGCGCAGGCCUCCCUGGAGACCUGCAGGACGUGGCCGAGGGACACAGGCCUCAGCCUGGCCCGGGAGGCUCAGGGAAAGAUGGAGACCCUAAAGGACAAGACGCUGGCGGAGCUGGAGGAGAUGCAGAAUAACCCGGACACCAUUGACCGAAUGGCCCAGGAGUCCCCUGAGGUUCAGGACCUGCAGCUGGAACGGGAGAUGGCGCUGGCCACCAACCGGAGCCUGGCCGAGCAGAACCUUGAGUUCCAGGAGCCCCUGGAGAUCAGCCGUUCCAACCUCUCUGACAAGUACCAGGAGCUGCGCAGGCUGGUGCAGCGGUGCCAGGAGCAGAAGGCCAAGCUGGAGAAGUUUUCCUCGGCACUGCAGCCCGCGACCUUGUUAGACCUGCUGCAGAUUGAAGGCAUGAAGAUCGAAGAAGAGUCUGAGGCCAUGGCGGAGAAGUUCUUGGAGGGUGAGGUGCCCCUGGAGACAUUUCUGGAGGCCUUCUCCUCCAUGCGGAUGCUGUCCCACCUGCGUCGGGUCCGUGUGGAGAAGCUCCAGGAAGUGCUGAGGAGACCCAGGGCAAACCCAGAGCCACCAGCGGGCGGGCCUCCUCCCCGCCCGCCACCCCCACCAUGCCCAUCCCCCCAGCACACUCCCCCCCUACCCGUGGAGCAGCCCCCACCACCCCUGCCCUCCGCAGCACUCCCCUACCCACUCCCCUACAGCCCGUCCCCCUCCAUGCCUGUGGGGCCCACAGCCCACGGCUCACUCCCACAGGUGCCCUUCCCUGCGGCCACCCCACCUCCGGCCUUCCCCCGUCACCCCUCAGCCCAGCCGGGGCCCAGGGUCGGCCCCAGCUACUCCUGGUCUCCAGGGUACCCUGUGGUGGGGGGCCGGCCAAGCACUCCUGGCUAUCCUCAGCAGGCAUCCUACCCCUCGCCCGGAGGGAGGCCUCCCUACCCCACGCAGCCCCAGCUCCCCGGCUUCCCUGGCCAGCUCCAGCCCACAGGCCCCCCUCGGCCGCCCUACCCCCUGGGCCCCGCCCCUCCCUAUGGCUUCCCCCCUCCUCAGGGCCCUGCCUGGCCUGGGUACUAGCUGCCACCCUGGCCCUUGGUACCCCUCUCCCCUGUGCCACCAGCCCUGUCCUGAGAUUGAGGCUCCUGGGGGUGGGGGGUGGCGAUGGGCAGAGGUGGUGCUCCCUGUGGACUUGGAACACAGAGGCCCCAGGAAGACUGUGUCAUGGAACUCUCUGCCCUCCCCAGGGUGGAAGGGAGCGCCUCCUCCUGGCGGUGGGCUUGAAUUCCGUUGGUGGGAGGCAGCCUGGGCUCCAGGCUUCCUCAGGGUGCACACCUGUGCAUGUGUGUGGGCAUGUUUACAUGCAUGUGUGGGGAGCCUGCUGCGUCUGUGCUCCUGGACACGGACCUAGACGCAAAGGCCUCUUGAUGACAGAUGGCUUGGCAUCUGGCCCACACCUCCCCAGAGGUGGCCUGACAUGGUGUCUACACUGGGAGCCACAGCCGCCACAUCCCCGUGGUCACUCAGGAUGGCCGGCCCCACACACGUGGCUAGGCUGGCUCAGGAGAGAAGAGACUUAGGAAUCCCACCCUGUGAUAGCCUUUAUGGAUGAGUAGAGGGCUCGAACCUGGGCCUCACUUGCUCAGAGCCUGCAUUCUGACUCCCACCCCCUGUGACUGGAAGCCCACAAAGCCAUAACUGAACUCUGACAAAUAUCAGCAAAACGGACCCCCAGGGGGAUGGGCUGACGAACAGCAUGAUGGUGGGGCCACGAGGGGGACCCCAGGACUGGCUGGCGCUGUCCAGAGAAUCGGGGGUCCCCUGGGGCCCACUGGCCAGAGAGUGAAGUGGAAUCUGGGCUCCUCUGAUAGAGGGCCAGGCUGCCUCCCCAUACUCUCUCUCCUCUUCGGCUCCUGCUUCCGGCGGGAUGGUUUGGAGAUACAGCACAUCCGUCCACCCCUCUAGUGCCUUGAAUCUCCCUUGCAGUAGCCACCCCCCCCCCCCCCCCCCCCGUGACACCCUUCCCCGCCCCCACAUCCCUCCUGCUGGGGACAUCAGCAGGUGGCCUGAUGCUGACUUCCCAAAUGGUGCUUUUCGGAACACCAUUACCAGGCAGGAGCCCACGUCUUAUGAAUAUACAGGACGAUCGGGGCUUCCUCCACCCCCGGAAGUGACGACACUAGACCAAAGGGGUGCAGUGAUCACAUUCACUCGUGGCUUUCACUGGGUGGGAAGUCGUCUGUGCCUUGAAACGUCCACCACCUGGGUCCUCAGCCUCAGUGGGAGCAGGGGCGGGGCAGUGAGGGCCUGGAGCUCCUGGUGCUGCCUGCCCCUCAGCCUGCACCCCUGCCCCCCUCGCCCCCCUCCCCCCAGUCGUGUAUGGAGACGUCACAAGCUGCUGGUUGUGAGUCCCAUUCGGGGGCGUCUGAGUGCUGUGCGUGUGUGGAGUUAGUUGCCAUAAUAAACGUUGAAGACUU
Messenger RNA from Erinaceus europaeus (western European hedgehog), 2691 nucleotides. RefSeq names its product VPS37C subunit of ESCRT-I (gene VPS37C). The transcript has 5 exons. The record is from RefSeq and is a predicted model, not a curated record. NCBI's taxonomy places the organism in Eukaryota, Metazoa, Chordata, Mammalia, Eulipotyphla, Erinaceidae. Gene Ontology annotation, cellular component: ESCRT I complex. Bases 296 to 1294 code for a protein of 332 amino acids. Gene Ontology annotation, biological process: ubiquitin-dependent protein catabolic process via the multivesicular body sorting pathway; protein targeting to membrane; protein targeting to vacuole.